This is a messenger RNA of Drosophila miranda, 3766 nucleotides long. Its product is annotated as putative mediator of RNA polymerase II transcription subunit 26. Lineage: Eukaryota; Metazoa; Arthropoda; Insecta; Diptera; Drosophilidae. The record is from RefSeq and is a predicted model, not a curated record. The transcript has 3 exons. Bases 552 to 3281 code for a protein of 909 amino acids.
UUGAAACGGAUGCACUGGCACCAGACCAGAGAGACCAGAAAACCUGAAGAUCCUCCAUAAAAGUCCCCGUCAGAGACGAACGCCGAACCCCAAGCCGAAGCCGAAGCCAAAAGCCAAAGCCAAAGUCGAAGCCGAAGCCGUGCGAAUGUCUGUCGUCGGUUCAGGUGUACGAAUAAGAAGCUCCCAGAGCCACCUUGGCCGUCGCUACGAGUAUCUUCAUCGGCCGCGUUGGUCGUUUAAAAGUGAAAUUUACUGAAUGAAAUGAAAUGAAAUGUUUUCUUGAAAGCCCCGUCCUCAGUGCCCGAGUCCGAAUUCGAGCCCGGCCAUUUUUGUGUGGAUCGUAUCGUGUUUUGUGUGUUUGAUUAUUGAUUUGUGACAAUUGUCAGCCAGGAAAUGACUGCAAAUUAAUCAAAUAAGAGCAUUCACAAAAGGAUUAUAAAACGAAUACAAGCCCGAAAGCCGAAAAUAGAGUUGAGAAUCAUCGCUCCUCAGCGACCUGCAUUGAAUGAUAACAGAAGAAAAACCGACGGCGAUCAACGAACCGAGCCAAGAUGAUGAUCAGUAAACGCCACAAGAGCAACGAUUUGGUUACGAUACUGUGUCUGGGCUGCUCCCUGCUGCUGCUCCUCUCGGCCGCACCCGUGGUUCACUCAGCCGGUGGAGUCUUCGAGGUCUUGGCUCAAUCAACAGCGUCAGAGACGGAGGCGACGGCGACCACGACGACGACGAAGACAAAUGCCAGUCAGGAUGAGGUUGGUCAGCCACAGCCACAGCCACAGCCACUGACGCCCGGUGCGACAACAGCUCCCCGACUGGAUCACAACAACAACAACGAGUGGAGACCGUUGGGACAUGGGGAUCCGCUCCAAAAGGAUCCCACCUACGACUAUAGCCCGCCCGCCCUGGACAGAGUGCGCUAUUGGGCAGAGAACAAUGGCACCGGACAGAGUAACCCAGAGGCCAGGAAGAAGGAGUUGCCACCGGAGGUGUUGCGGAACAAGACGAAGAGCGAGAUCCUUCUUCUAGGUGUAGCCAGUGAGCGGGUGAGAGUGCCACAUUCGCAUUCCUAUCCGGGAAUGGGUUUGGGACAGCAGCUGCAGCAACAGCAACAGAAACAACAACAGCAGGCAAAGUAUGCGGCUAUACGAAGGAGUUACUAUGCUCCGCCGCAGCAGCAGCAGUUUCAACAACAAAUUCAACAACAAAAUCAACAAUUUCAACAACAGUACACACAAAAGCAUCAACAACAUCUACAAAAUCCACAGCAAUCCCAUUCACAAAGCCAACAACAUUCACAAAUUCAACAACAGCUGCUACAAAAUCAACAUCAACAUCAGCCUCAAUUUCAACAGCAACCGCAGCAGCACAUACCGCCCACGCAUUUGAUGCCACCGCCCAUGAUGAUGAUGAAAGCUGGCUCUGGCUCUGGCUCUGGCUCUGCGCCGUCCCACACGGAAUAUCGUCACAGCAUGAUGGGGGGAAGUCCGAUAUCUAUUUCGGGUUCACCCAGCAUGAGCACCUCCUACAUGAGCCACAUAAGCCACAUGAGUUCACCUCCACCCAAGCAAUCGAUGACCUCAUCGAUGGCCUACCAUCCGCCCUACACCUCCUGGCACACCUCUGCUCCCUUUAGCGGCAUGUCAAGCAUGCCACCGCAUCGCUUGAACUACGCCGAUGCCCACCACCAGGAGUCCAUGCAGCACUACAGCUUCAGCUCCAGUCCCCACCAGACGGUUAGCUAUUCGCCCAACUCCCUGACGGGACAUCUGGGUGGUUCGAAGGCGUCUCUGAGGAAGCCCUGGCUUCACGAACUCCUGCAGAAGGAGGUAGUGCUCAAGCCGAAGGUAAAGCCCACAAUGCCGGCCACCAAGUACCUGAUGGGAACGAGCAAACCUUAUCAGUCCCUGCCACCUGCAGGCUAUGGCAUUAGUUCCACGCGUCCACCGAUGGCCUACGCAACCGUGACCUUUGUGCCGCAGACCAGCAGCAGCUCUGGGUUCCGACCGAUGCUGUCGACCAGUCCAACCAAUUCCACAUCCAUCUCCAUGCCAAUGACCACGCCUACGUCUGUGCCCAUCUAUCUACGCCCUGAACCCACCAGCAGCACCACCACCACGACGACGACGACGACGACGACUAACAACCGCCUGCUGAUCCCGCAGACGAGCAAUCUGGCCCAACGUCCCACAGUGGCACCCGCGCCGGAAUCCACCACCGACUCGCUCUUUUCGCACUAUAGGCAGCCGCCCAAGGCUCUGCUUGGACCCAUGUAUCUCAUCAUCGAGGGUCAUUCCAAGGUCAAGACCUAUGGCCAAAACGAACUGGACCCCCACAGUCCGAAGAUAGUGCCGGUAAUCUCUAAGAGAGAACCUGUAGUCCGUAUCGCCGAUCCGAAUGAGAAGCGUGGGACAGUGGAGACCUUUCAGGUCAAGCAUUUGCAUACGAAAACAACGCCAAUGACGACCACCACAGAAAGGCCUUCUACGACAACCACAAGAAGGACGGUCACCAGUUCCACCACCAAACCCACUCAAAGAGCAACCACAUUGAAGACGACUGCAACAACUUCUUUACCGCCAUCGACAACUCCAUCUAUUCCGCGGCCAUUGAUAAUUCCAUCUACUCCUCCGCCUAGUGGCGUCAAUGAUCUGCUCAGCCUGUUGGACAACAUGUUUGCCGAUGUCCAUGAGAUUGCCUCCUCGACAACUUCACACCCAGCCUCAGUCCCGAAUCCAAUCCCAGCCAGCAGCACCAUGAGCACAAUCCUGAAGCCGGUGAGCACCAGGCUGCUUCCCCAGCAGCCAGAGCCUCGUAUUGGCAGUCAGGCAGGCAGCAUAUCGAGUGUACUGGAAGAUGAUGAAGCUGGCGAGGAUCUGGGGUCAGAGGUUGCCACCAGCACGGAGCUGUCGGUGCGGGCAACGCGUCAGGUCUUUGACUAUGAUCAAUUGCCCGAGUCGAGGGUUAAGGUUGGGGCCACAGUUACAACCGACAUUGAAUACAAUGACGACGAUAAUGAUGAUGAGGAGGAGGAUGAGCUGGAGGAGGCGGGUUUCGAUGAUGAGGCUGCCACCUCUGCCAGUCAGCAGGAGGCGAACGAAGAGGCUGAGGAGGAGGAAGAGGAGGACAACGAGCACAAUCUACUCAAACGCAUCGACAGGUUCGUGGAUGAUGUGGACGAUGGAGAGGAUGAUUUAGAGGACUUGAUUGAGGGCCUGUCUCCAGACGAAGAUGAUGGGGAGGCCGACGAUGCGGAGGGAGAGGAGAGACGACAGCAGCAUUAGCCUAAGAUAACACAAUUUUCUUAACUGCGCUCUAUACCAAAUCUAUCAGAAACUUUUCUUACACUUAAUUGUUUUUGUAAAUAAGUCAGCUUUAACGGGAGGAGAACCGAUCUGUAUAUCUGUAUCUGUAUUUAUUUGUUGUUAGUUGUUAGGCCCUGCUGACGUCACAAUGUGACUGAAAUGUUAGUUACAAUUAAUUUGAGGAUUUUGUAUUGUAUUCUACAAAUUCAAUUAUUGAAAUGUUUGUUUUGUAGUUGUUAGUGCAAUAAAAUAAAACAUACAAAAAUAUCCGUUAACAAGCGACAUCAAUUCGAGAGAUAAAAUAUAUGUCAAACAAAGUUACAUUUAAGACGAAAGCUCUUUUCAAAUGCUCUCACACGAUCGCUUUUCCGCGCUCAUCACCGCUAUCAUUGGUCGGGGUGUUGAUGUUUUCUAAAUGAAAAUGAUUGCUUUCAAUCCAAAUGCAAGGUGAGCUAGCACAGCGA